GCUCGAGCCGCUUGGUUGUCCUGAACAAUGGCGCCAUGCGGCACUCCUGCCUCCGCUGUGAACCUGGCUGCAGCAGGAAGCCGAUCGCCAUCUGCCUCCUCGCACCGCGGCUAUUCGCAGCAGCACCAGCAGCGCGUGGCCGUGAACGCGGAAGGCCGCUUCCUGGCCCACUGGGACGAGUUUGUAGAGCACCGCAGAGAGGUCCAAGCCAAGCUGGAAGAAGCCUUCGAGAUGGCCAGCGAGCGCCGCGAAGCAGGGCUCAGACUUGCCAGGCUCUGCCAGCAACUGGACACCAAGGUGGAGAGGCUGGCGCGGCAGGCCAAGGAGCAGAGUACCCACGGGGAGGCCUUUGAGGAGCGUGUCAGCUCGCAAGCCAAGGGUGUGGAGGCGUGCAAGGAGGCUGUUGAGGUCCUCCGGGACAAGAUCCAGCGGCAAGUCCAGGACUUGAGCAGCGCCAUUGCCACAUCUCGCAGCGAGCUGUCGGAGGAUGCAGAGCGACGGCACCAUGGGCUUCAAGAGGCUAUGCGCCGGGGCGACCGGUGCCUGGCGGAGGAGUUUUUCCGGAAGCUCCAGGAGUCCAGUGAGAAGCUGUCCAGCAAUCUGCAGGUCCUGGAGGAUGCGCUGGCGACCUUCGUGAGGCAGACGCGGGUGCAGCUGGCUGACCUGACAGAUCAAGUGGAGGCAAAAAGCAAAGAGCAGCUGGCCACUCUGAAGGCUCAAGCCACUGAGUCGAGCAAAUUGGAGGCACAGCUUGCGGCCACUCAGGAGGAGACCGCUGCUCUGGCUUCCAGAGCGGACUCCACAGAAGGCGCAUGUGGUGAACAGGUUCGGCAGCUGGCCAGCCUGGAGUCUAGAUUCGCCAAGAUGCAGGAGGCCUUCGUGCGCUUUGAGGGAAAGGCCUCGGCGGCUGAGGACGCUGAGCAGAGCCGAUGUCACCAGCUGAUGGAGCAUUUGCGGGAGGCGAAGGAGCAAACCGCAUCUGCCAUGGUGAGACUACGCUCCGAGCUGACAGAGGCGAUCUCCGUGGCCAUGAGUUCUGCCAGGGAGGAAAGUAGAGAGGCGCUGCAGGGUCUACGUGCUGUUGAAAGCAGCGUGGCAGCAGAUGUUCAAGCCCUCCGCGAGGAGCUGCGGCAGAGCUUCACCAGCGCCGCAGAGCGGCAGCAGCUGCUGGUCAGCGAGCUGCGUGGCGAGCUCGCGGAUUCGAGCGAGCAGAGCCGCUCCAAUGGCCGCGAGCUGCUGGCGCUGAUUGAGGAGCUCCAGGGCCAGUGCAUGGAGUUGCGCAGUGAGGGGCGCCGAGCUGCGGAGGAUGUGGCUGCGCGCUACAGGGCGGAAACGCAGGUCCACCUGGAGGACCUGAAAGCGCAGCUGGGCGCCGUGCGAGUGGAUUUUGCGGAGGAGCGGAAACAAAGCAAAGCCUCUCGGGAUGAGCUGACAGUCUUGGAGGAAAGCUGCGGCAGCCUGCGGCGCUCUCUGCUGGAGGUUUCCUCAUCUGCGGGCAAAGCGCAGGGCAGCGCUGAUGAGGCCGCAUCGGAAUGUGCCCGCUUGCAGUCGUUUGUGGAGGGUGCGCUGACAGAGAUUCGUCGAGAUGUCCGCGCAGAGGGCCAGCAGGUGCUGACGCUGGAGCGGCAGCUGGCGGAGUGCAAGGAGGAGCUCGCGCGGCAGGUGGAUGUACGAGCGGAGGCCAUGAGGUGUAACUCUCAGCUUCAGAGAGAUGCUUCUGAGCUUGGCCGGCGGUUGGAUACUCUUGAGCACUCCCAGGAAGAGUCAGUCAGCAAAAGUCGUGACCUGCGGGAAACUUCCCGGUCUGUGAGCGAUCGAGUUGCAGAGCUGGAGGAGCGGCUUGUGCGGUCCUCGGAGCAGAGCGACCUGGCGCUGCUCAGCGUGAGGAACGAGGUGGCUCGGGUGGCGGCGGCAGCCCAGGACCUCGCCCCCGAGGUGGAGCAGGCCUGCCGCCGCCUCAUCGCAGAGGAAGCCCAGAUGCAGGCGGACAAGUGGGCGCAGACCUUCCAGUACCACAAGCAGGCGAACUGCGAUGCGCUGCAGGGCGCUGUGGCGGAGCCCCGCGCGGAGGUGCGGGCGCUGCGUCUUGCCCUUUCCGAGCAGGAGGUGGAGUCGGCCGCGCGCUUCGACCGCCUAUCCGGCGACCUGCAGCGGCAGGAUCGUGCUGCCAGCAGCCGCAUGAAGCAGGAAAUGGAAGAGAUGACAGUCGGGUUUGAAGAGCGUGUUGCAGCGGCCACUGCCUCUGUUCGUCAAGCUGUGCAAGAACAGCGUCAGGAGGUCUUUAAGCAGCUGGACCCCAUCAUGGAGAGGCUUUCCGAGGUCACUACCAGCAUACAGGCCAGUCGACGAGCGGAGGCGGAGCUGGGCGGGCACUUUGAGCGGCUGCUGGUGACUACGGAGGAGCUGUGUGCUGGGCAGGAAGCACUAUCGGCACAGGGUGCUGAUACCGCUCAGAGUCUCAACGACUUGAGAUCUGAGAUUCGCAAUGUCGGCAGCUCCCAGGAAACUGUCGUGAGGCAAGUUCAGUCUCCUCGAAGCUGGCGGAGGCAGGAGGAGUAUGCAAGCCCCCAGCUGUCAGCCAAGGAAGGGCUGAGAGGUGCUACGAACUUUGCAGAGCCAUCAAGGGAACCACUGAGGAUGCCUGAAGAGCCGGUGUCCCGAGAUGCCGCUCUCCACGCCAGGUCGUCGCAUUCUUCCCCAGAAAAGCCGACGCCGCGGGUGGAUGUUUCCAGCGCCUUCAGCCGCUUGGGCGAGCUACGAAGACGUUUGGGAUCUCCCGCACACCAGGCUCACCAGGAGGUGGUCGAGCCGGUCGCAGGUGUGCGCCUGUCCCUUGGGCCGCAACCGAGCGCGGCGCACUUGAUCUCAGCGCGAUUUGGACACCACAAAGAGUUGCCCGGCCGCUCAGGCAACACGCUAUUCUGAGAUGCUGACGGGGUCCUAGUCGGCUGCAUAGCGUUCUAGGAUCCGCUUUUCAUCGUAUCCGAGAUGGAGUUCUUGAAUUCCGGAAGCGAAAUGCACCACCGCGUUCGCACGCGAAGUGCCCAGAAAAGAUUAUGUUUUUUCGGUGGCUGUAGGCACUGCAGCCAUGUUAAUUUGAGGUGGAGUGCUGGUUCGCAGCGAGAUGCA
This is a messenger RNA of Effrenium voratum, 3129 nucleotides long. The record is from the annotation of a GenBank genome assembly. NCBI's taxonomy places the organism in Eukaryota, Dinophyceae, Suessiales, Symbiodiniaceae.